UAGACAUAGUAAAUAUUUAAUAAAAAUGCUUAUUUGACCGUUUGGUUGAACACGAGGACUGGACAAGCGGGUGAGUUUAGCUUAUUUUGCCCUCUAGCUCCUGUGUUUACUCUUAGCUUGCUUGUUGUCUGCUAUUACGCUAAAUCAGUUUAUGUAACAAAGUUAUGAACAACAUUUUGAAAUUUGUGAUGCCUUGUUCAACGUUGGUCAGCAUAAAAAAAAAAUAUUGAAAGGACAGUGAAAAUGUCAAACUUCGAAAAGUAUAGUUCGGUUAUUUUUCAGCAGCUCAAACUAAAAUUCCUGCCACUUUGCUUUCUAAUAAAAGGCUUUAAAAUAUGUAUACACUGCCCAUUAAUAUAUAUACUGUAUAUACGUAUAUAUAUAAUUUGUAAUCAGGAAAGCUUUUCAUCAGGGAAAUCCCUUCAAAGGCUGUUUGACCUCUGCCCCUCUGCAAAAGCACUGUAAAGCAACUGCACCACAGUCCAUUUAUUAAGAACUUAUUAACAGAUAUACCUGGAGACUUGACUUGACAGACAGUGACUUUGCUGACCUUUUAUUAAUGACUUUGUUAACAUUUGCAACUGCAAACUUAAUGGCUUAUUACUAAGUGAAAAACCUGUAAUGAUCUUAACCAUAUAAUAAUAAUAAUAAUGUUUUAGGCAAAAUUGCCAAGAAUUCACUGCUUCCAGCUUUUUAACUGUCACUAUUUGCUGUUUUUCUUGUGAUAAUCAAUUGACUAUGACUCUUAGCUGGAACAAGCUGUUUUGGAGACUUGUAGUACUUGUAGUGGAUAUUUUAAUUGAUAAAUAAAGAAAAUAUUUGUCACAUUAAUCAGUGAAAAUAGGUUUGUUGCAAGAUUUUUCACAACCUGGUAACCCAAAAGUUGUUCCUCUUAAUGGCUUUUAACUGAUCUAUAAAGCAUUAUCAGUUGUUUUAAUAACCAUUAAUAAAGCCAUUGGUUAUGAUUUAUACACCCUUUAUAGUGGAUUCCUUAUUUAAAAGUGGUGCCAUCCUUACUACCUGCUUACACUUGUACUCUACAGUUUUACUCCUCUGACCUCGUCUUACAUCAGUUAUAAAUACGUUGGCCCUAAAUUACUCAAGUCUGACUAAGAUGUGCUUUUCAGUCAUGCCCACUGUGAAAUGCGCAUUAACUUGAUAUGAAAGAAAAGCAGGAGAAUUUGCUUAGUUAAAGAAUGAAAUCAGCGUUGACAGCAGGAGGUGUGUCUCCCCCUAUUUUUCCAGCUGGAGGUGUUGGAUCACAUCACAUUGGAGUAGGUUAGUGCUUCCACGUUCGUAGAAUAAAUUAUAUUAUAGUUGUUCAACAGCUCUUUACUUAAAACUUCCAGAACCAAAAACAGUCAGGGAAAAUUUUUGUCCAAUAAUCGACAAUGUUUGACACCAAAACAUGUACUCGGAAGUAUCAACACCUUUCAAUACCACUGGCUCACUUCUAUGUGACCAGUGUUGGACAAAGGUGGGUAAAGCCCUUUGCUUCUGCAUCAAAUUCAUGCAUGUAGCCUUGAUUUGAAAUAUUACAACAUCAUCAAACCUUACAAAACACAAAGGUGCCAGCAUGGUCCUGUUCUCUUACUCAGUGGACUUGAUAAGGUAAAACCUUCUCCUGUGAGUCUGUUUCCUGGCACACAUUCUUAAGCUCAUGUCAACUUUAAUCCCUUCCCCUCACAGUGGAUUGCCCUUCCUCUGUCUGCCGUGAAGGCUUACCUUAAGAUAGGUGAGGCGCAGUGCAACAGGCAGGAUCGACACAGUGUCAUUUUUCCACUCUCCCUCGCCAGGUAAACAUCCACCCUUCUUCUGCAGAGGGAAAGGUAAAGGGUGACCACUCAUGUUUUAUGUCUGUGCUUCUACAGUAAAAGCUUUUGAGUAGCCUGACAGUAGCAGAAGGAUAGAGCAGAGUCGAGGGCCGUUAAGUCAUUGAUCUGUGGCGGGAUGUUUCUCCUGUGCUUACAAUGACCAACUGUUGGACUGUGUGGGACUGUCAAGGCUCCUCGGUGAAGGGGAGGCCGGGCUCUCUGUGGACGAUGAACCGCUACACCACUCUCAAGCAGCUGGGGGACGGCACCUAUGGCAGCGUGCUCCUGGGCAAGAGCAAUGAGACUGGGGAGCUGGUGGCCAUAAAGAGGAUGAAGAGGAAGUUUUAUUCUUGGGAUGAAUGCUUGAAUCUGAGAGAAGUGAAGUCUCUGAAGAAGCUAAACCAUACCAAUGUGGUGAAACUGAAGGAAGUCAUCAGGGAAAAUGACUAUCUCUACUUUGUCUUUGAGUACAUGAAAGAAAACCUCUAUCAGCUCAUGAAAGAAAGGGAAGAUAAGAUGUUUUCUGAAAAUGAGAUAAGGAACAUUCUGUUCCAAAUAUUGUCUGGCUUAGCAUUUGUGCAUAAGCACGGGUAUUUCCACCGUGAUAUGAAACCGGAGAACCUGCUCUGCAUGGGCCCAGAGCUGGUUAAGAUUGCAGAUUUUGGACUAGCAAGAGAAAUCCGCUCCCAGCCACCUUACACAGAUUAUGUGUCCACGAGAUGGUACCGAGCCCCAGAGGUUCUGCUCAAGUCCAGCUCCUACAGCUCACCCAUCGACAUCUGGGCCGUGGGCUGCAUCAUGGCAGAGCUCUACACUCUCAGACCCCUGUUCCCCGGCAACAGCGAGGUGGACGAGAUAUUCAAGAUCUGUCAGGUGCUGGGAACGCUGAAGAAGUCGGACUGGCCUGAGGGUUUCAACCUGGCGCUCUCUAUGAACUUCCGCUUCCCAAAGUGUGUCCCCACCAGCCUCAGAUCCCUGAUCCCCAACGCCAGCAACGACGCCAUCACACUGAUGAAAGACAUGUUGCAGUGGGAUCCUGAGAAAAGGCCAAGUGCUGCUCAGGCUCUGCGGUAUCCAUACUUCCAUGUCGGCCAGGCGCUCGGUGCUCCUUUGAAGUACUCAGAGCAUCACAAGGCUCACGCAAGGACGUUUGAGGCGGCUACAGCCAAACCAAAGCCUCUGUCCCUCUGUAAGACAGACCUGGAGUCCGGAGAGCCGAGCAAGACCCAGGCAGAUCCACAGACCUCCAUCCAACAUCUACAUCAGCCUCUAGAGGAGAUUAACCUUCCUCAGGACAACAUAGAGUCAAGCAGACAACAAGCAACACCGGGGCAGCAGGAACCUCUCAGCCUGGUGAAAAACAGGCAGCCGAUGAGCUGGCACUCUCGAGCAGCAGCCACUGGAGCAGAGAACGCUGUAUCCAGAGUCAGGACGGGACGUAGACGAUGGGGCCAGACGUCUUUCAAGUCAGUCGACAGCUGGGACGAAGGUGACGACACAGACGCUGGGGUUUCCAUCUCCAAGAAACCCACCAUCAGCUCUCUGAAAGACAGGACACUCGAAGGGCACAGCUGCCGAUUUCCACAGUCAAAGAUCAAUACAGUAGUAAAGUUACCAAGCAAAACUGGGCUAAACAGAACUGACUCCACUGCCCUGUCAGCCAAGCAGCACUACCUCCGCCAGUCCAGAUAUCUGCCAGGCGUAAAUCCAAAAAGCAACUCCUCAGUAGGAAGCCAGGUUGCCAGCAGAAACCUGUGGGACAGAGGACAGGUCCUGGAGUUCUCUUUCAAUAAAGAAUCCUUCAUGAGCAACACCAACAAUCCAACCAAGACGUAUAUAUCAGCUUUUCAGAGGACGGAAACAGGAGCAGCUCGACACAGGAUCACACUGGCACCGAUUGAAGGCACCUCUGCUAUUGAUCUUUCCUCGGCUGCUGAUCUAAGAAUUGACUCUAAAAUCAAAACGUGUAAGAACAAGAUCUCUUCAAAUAAACUUCCGCCCUCAAAUGAAGAGUAUGAAGGAGGGAGCAGCAGAUCUCUGAAUCCUCAGAUCCCUGGAUCCAGCACCAGCUCUGUGGGGAAGAAAAUGUUAUCACGGAGCACAAACCUCCAGCCGGUGCAUGGACGAGUUGACUGGGCCGCCAAAUACGGAGGUCACCGGUAGCACAGCAGACCGCUCUGCUCCACCACUGACUCUCACUGAAUCAGGAAAUACAGACUUGUUGGCUGCUGCCAACAGUGGGCAGCAAUAUUUCUUACGACUCUGUUGUUACAUUUGCCAUGAUAUUAAAUAUUGUUCAGUGUUGUACAAGUGAGUCAUGACUUCUACCAUCAGUAUUUUUU
Molecule: messenger RNA, 4156 nt
Organism: Seriola aureovittata
Lineage: Eukaryota; Metazoa; Chordata; Actinopteri; Carangiformes; Carangidae
Product: serine/threonine-protein kinase MAK-like
Exons: 14
Coding region: 1971-3977 (668 amino acids)
Biological process (GO): protein phosphorylation; cilium assembly; intraciliary transport
Cellular component (GO): cytoplasm; nucleus; cilium
Molecular function (GO): ATP binding; protein serine/threonine kinase activity
Source: RefSeq, a predicted model, not a curated record